Penaeus indicus is the source of this 1425-nucleotide messenger RNA. RefSeq lists its product as uncharacterized. The record is from RefSeq and is a predicted model, not a curated record. The coding region runs from base 1 to 1425 and encodes 474 amino acids. NCBI's taxonomy places the organism in Eukaryota, Metazoa, Arthropoda, Malacostraca, Decapoda, Penaeidae. Gene Ontology annotation, molecular function: nucleic acid binding. Gene Ontology annotation, biological process: DNA integration. The transcript has 4 exons.
AUGAGGCUGCAGCACUAUGAUGUCACGAUCCGGUACAAGCCAGGGAAAGACCUGUUACUAGCAGACGGUCUAUCGCGCUUGCCAUCAACGGAUAAUCAACAUAUUGGUCUAGACAUACAGAUCAACUUUGUUACAUUCAGCAACGAGAAACUGGUCACACUUCGACAGGAAACCUCAAGAGAUGCCAUCCUGCAUGAACUGAAAGAAAUCAUUAUACAAGGAUGGCCAGAAAAGAUGAAAGACCUACCGAGAAUGUUGCAACCAUACUGGUCCUUCAGAGACGAGCUAUCUAAUGAAGACAGGCUUGUGAUAAAAGGCAGCAGAGUCAUAAUCCCAGUUUCCAUGCAGAAACUUGUGCUCGAUCGCAUCCAUGAAGGACACCAAGGCAUCACGAAAUGCCAACUUCGAGCCAAAGACUGUGUGUACUGGACUUCAAUCAACAGAGACAUUGAAGAUAUAGUUCAGCAGUGUUCCAUAUGCCAAGAAACGUCAAGGUCACAAACAAAGGAAACUCUCAUCCCACAUGAACUACCUACACGACCAUGGCAGUAUGUUGGAACAGAUCUUUUCCAUUAUGGAGAAAAUGACUACCUGAUUAUAGCGGACUACUACUCAAACUCAGAAGAAUUUGCAACAUUUGCUUCGAACUGGGAGUUGGAACAUAUAACAAGCUCACCCCACUAUCCUCAGUCAAAUGGAUUCAUUGAAAGAAUAAUCCAAACCGUCAAGAACACCCUCGACAAGGCAAAAAGAAGCAACAAGGAUCCAGAUAUGGCAUUGUUAACACUACGUACCACACCGCUGGAUAGCAAGUUGCCAAGCCCAGCAGAGCUUCUGAACGGGAGGAAGAUGAGGAGUAACUUACCACUUCACCUGCCCACAAGGGAAGGGCAAAAACAAGAUGUCUAUGAAAACUUCAAGAAGAAGCAAGACACACAGAAGCAGUAUUACGACCGAGGAGCAAAAGACCAACAAGCACUCCUACCAGGCCAAGCUGUGCGAGUUCAAGACCACAUUUCUGGAAGAUGGACACCCGCUACAGUCGUUGAGAAAUCCCAGGAACCUCGAUCAUAUAUAGUUGAAACACAAGAUGGAGGUAUCUUAAGAAGAAACAGACGACACAUCAAACAAACUCCACAACCCAAGCAUCCACUUCCAGAUGAACACCAUGCAGAUGAACCCACUGGGACUACAGUAAAUAUGGAUAAUGAGCAAGACCAUGUGAGCAAGGCUCCUAAAGUAGUGCCUCAAGAACAAGAAUCAACUUGCGAUGGCACAAGAACAAGAAGUGGCCCUCGUAUAGCUUCGGAGGAGUGUAAACUGCCACUAGAGGCCGUCGCACCUCAGAUAGAGCAGCGAUGGCUAUCCCCAGCCUCCCCAGCUCCCCCGACAACAAAGGCAGUCAAUCAUCCUCUGAGAGACUGA